This is a messenger RNA of Aspergillus thermomutatus, 1239 nucleotides long. RefSeq lists its product as uncharacterized. Gene Ontology annotation, cellular component: extracellular region. Bases 1 to 1239 code for a protein of 412 amino acids. The transcript has 5 exons. Gene Ontology annotation, biological process: glucan catabolic process. Lineage: Eukaryota; Fungi; Ascomycota; Eurotiomycetes; Eurotiales; Aspergillaceae. Gene Ontology annotation, molecular function: cellulose binding; hydrolase activity, hydrolyzing O-glycosyl compounds. The record is from RefSeq and is a predicted model, not a curated record.
AUGGCAAGUUCUCAAAGUCAGUUUUUUGUAAUGAGGUUUACACAGCUCUUCGCCGUUGCCGGCACAGCAUGCCUUGCUCUUGCUGCACCCGACCCAAAGUUCAAAACCAAGAGAACCUCGGCCUUUCAAUGGUUUGGCUCCAAUGAGUCCGGCGCAGAGUUUGGAAGCGGCAAUAUUCCUGGUGUGCUGGGCACAGAUUACAUCUGGCCCAACACGACUGCCAUUGGCAUCUUGAGGGCAGCAGGAAUGAAUAUCUUCCGUGUGCCAUUUCUCAUGGAACGUCUCGUCCCCAACAACUUGACCGGGACUCCUGAUGCGACGUACAUGGCUGAUCUGGUCUCGACCAUCAACUAUAUCACCUCCACUGGUGCCCACGCCAUCGUCGACCCGCAUAACUUUGGACGAUACUACGGCAACAUAAUCACCUCAACCAGCGACUUUGCCGCCUUCUGGACCACCGUCGCCGCGCAAUUCAAGGACAAUGACCUCGUCAUCUUCGACACCAACAACGAGUUCAACACAGAAGACCAAACCACCGUCUUGGAUCUCAACCAGGCCGCCAUCAACGCCAUCCGCGCCGCAGGCGCCACUUCCCAGUACAUCUUCGUCGAAGGCAAUUCCUGGUCCGGCGCAUGGACCUGGGAAUCCGUCAACGACAACCUGAAGGACCUCACCGACCCCGUCGCCGGCAAGCUCAUCUACGAGAUGCACCAGUACCUCGACAGCGAUGGCUCAGGCACCUCCGACACAUGCGUCUCCUCGACAAUCGGGCAAGAACGGAUCGCGUCCGCGACGUCCUGGCUGCUCAGUAACAGCAAGAAAGCAUUUCUGGGCGAGUUCGCGGGGGGCGCGAAUAGCGUUUGCCAGAGUGCCGUGACCGGCAUGCUGGACUACAUGGAGGCGAAUGCGGAUGUCUGGCUCGGGGCGGAGUGGUGGGCUGCUGGGCCCUGGUGGGGGGAUUAUAUCUACAGCAUGGAGCCGACGACGGGGCCGGCGUAUGCGUAUUACCUGUCGGUUCUGGAGUCUUAUUUCCCCGGUGGGAGUUAUACGGCGACGUCGACGGGGACGACUGCGACUGCUACGGCUACGGGCACGGGCUCCACGACGACGACCACCACGGCGACUGCCGUUGCGCAGCACUGGGGACAGUGUGGAGGUCAAGGCUGGACGGGGCCAACGACCUGUGUGUCGCCGUAUACGUGCCAGGUGCAGAACGCCUAUUAUUCGCAGUGUCUGUAG